UUGUUCUCCAACUCUCUCUCUCUUCCCACACGCGGCUAUGUGAAACUGUGAAAUUGUGAUUGAUUAUCUUUCACUUUCACACCACCUUCUUCUUCUUCUUAAGGGUUCCCAUUCAAUUUAUAUUUCUUUCACUUCAUGGAAACGUAAAACUCUUCUCUCUCUUCAUCUUUCUCUGUUCCUCACAAUUCACUACCCCCUACAAAUAUAUUCAAGGUCCCAUUUUUCUCAUCUGGGUCAUCAACUUAAUCAUCUCUCUCUUGUUCUCUAUCCAAUUAAUUGCUUUUCCCUCUGAGUUUCUCUCCACCUUGUUGUUGUUGCAACUUGAUUUCAUGGUUGCAAAAUGAAGUGUUUCUUCUUUAAGGAGAAGAGCAAAUCCGCCCCGGAACUGCACAAGAAGAAAACCCCCGCCGUGAACCGCGCCGCAAACUCCACCGGCUCAGUGUCUUCACCGAAGAGCGUGAAGGACUUGUACAGAGAGAAAGAGCACAGCUUCAGAGUUUUCACUUUGCAGGAGCUGAGAGAUGCCACCAACGGUUUCAAUAGGAUGCUCAAGCUUGGAGAAGGGGGUUUCGGGAGUGUGUAUAAAGGAUCCAUUGCGCAACUUGAUGGCCAAGGUGAUCCAAUUCCAGUUGCUAUCAAAAGGCUCAACACUCGUGGCUUCCAGGGUCAUAAAGAAUGGCUUGCUGAGGUUCAAUUUCUCGGCAUUGUUAAUCACCCAAAUUUGGUUAAACUUUUGGGAUACUGCUCUGUGGAUGGAGAAAGAGGAAUCCAACGGCUGUUAGUGUAUGAGUUCAUGCCCAACAGGAGCUUGGAGGAUCACCUUUUCAACAAAAAAUUGCCAACCCUGCCUUGGAAAACAAGAUUGGAGAUCAUGCUUGGUGCUGCACAAGGAUUAGCUUAUCUACAUGAGGGACUGGAAAUUCAGGUGAUCUACCGAGAUUUCAAAUCUUCAAACGUUCUAUUAGAUGCGGAUUUCCACCCAAAGCUCUCAGAUUUCGGUCUAGCUAGAGAAGGACCUCAGGGUGAUCAGACUCAUGUAUCUACUGCGGUAGUUGGAACACAGGGUUAUGCUGCACCAGAGUACAUUGAAACGGGCCACCUGAAAGUUCAGAGUGACAUGUGGAGUUUUGGUGUAGUACUAUAUGAGAUCCUCACAGGAAGGAGGUCAUUGGAAAGAAACCGUCCCACAGCAGAACAAAAGCUUCUAGAUUGGGUCAAACAAUACCCUGCUGACACCAGCCGAUUCGUCAUCAUAAUGGACCCUCGUCUCAGAAACCAGUAUUCUCUUCCUGCAGCUCGCAAAAUAGCCAAGUUGGCUGAUAGCUGCUUGAAGAAGAAUCCAGAAGAUAGACCCUCCAUGAGUCAGAUAGUGGAAUCCUUGAAUCAAGCAUUGCAAUAUUCAGACACUUCUCUAGACAUUGCUGAAUCCUCCUCCUCCUCCUCAUCUCGGUCUAAAUUGGUCCGAAAAAAGUAAAUAUUGAGUUCUUAUUUUUGAAGGACUUUUGGGAAAUUUAGCAGUUUAAGGCAUAAGUUGAUGAGAUCAUCUAUGUAUUCCAUUGAGGUAGUUUUCUGGUCAAUCUUGGAAGUCAGUUUUGAGGAUUUUACUUGUUUGUUUGGCCUAGUUCAAACAAAACCAAGUCAUUUAUUUUGUCAACUGUUGGCUUUUAAUACAGUUUAGAUGUCAUUGUAGAAAAUUAUUCUUUACUUCUAAGUUAAAUUAUUCAACUAUUGGCCAUUCCCAUAAGGAA
Messenger RNA from Glycine soja, 1748 nucleotides. RefSeq names its product probable serine/threonine-protein kinase PBL19. Lineage: Eukaryota; Viridiplantae; Streptophyta; Magnoliopsida; Fabales; Fabaceae. The transcript is spliced from 4 exons. Gene Ontology annotation, molecular function: ATP binding; protein kinase activity. The coding region runs from base 341 to 1474 and encodes 377 amino acids. Gene Ontology annotation, biological process: protein phosphorylation. The record is from RefSeq and is a predicted model, not a curated record.